Messenger RNA from Symbiodinium pilosum, 1098 nucleotides. Lineage: Eukaryota; Dinophyceae; Suessiales; Symbiodiniaceae. The record is from the annotation of a GenBank genome assembly.
AUGGUGGCGGUUCGCGAAGUUGCUCGCCUUCUGGGUUUGGUGGGUGAUGUGGCCAAUUUGUUGUCGAUUCUGCCGCUGCUCUCCGAGGCUAAGUUUGGACACUUGAUUCCAGCUCGUGAUGCCGCCGAGAAGCCAAAGAAUGCGGAAGAGCGUCCCCGAGCAGCUCCACCGAUUUGGGCGAUGUGUCUGCUCCUAGUGGCCGAACUCUGCUGCGGGGCGGCCUUUCUCAACCCAUCCGACAAGCAGGCUCGCCGAGCAAUUGGUGAGGUCGUCCGUGCUCAGAGGAGUGCAGGACAUGGUCUAGAAGAAACUGUGAACGGCGUCAUUAAGCUUCUGGACAGCAAAGACGUCCACGAGUUGGCCAAGCUUCUGGCGAGUGUGGGUGGCCUUUCUGGCAUCCUUUGCAUUUCUGCCUUGAGUGGUGACAGCUCUGGCGUGGGAUUUGGAAUCCGCGCUGCGAUGGCACCUCUUCGAGCUUUGCUUUCAGCUGUGCACUUUUGGGGCCUGCUGGCAGUGACCGCUCUGCUGGUGCUCGGAAACUUGACUCUGCUCAAGACUUUGGUGCAGAAGCCAGCAGUUUUUGCUGCACUGGGGAACUUUGGGACCCUGGCUCGAUGUGUUGGCUGCGCAGGGGCUGCAGGAUUGGAGUCCGGCCCGAUCUCCAGUUGGGCCAUGCUGAGCGCUGCCGCAUGCGUAGCCCGGAUCUCGAGGAUAAUCGUCCACGAACAGCUGACACCUUCCGUCUGGCUGGCUAGCUGGUGGUCAAAAUCCAGAGUUUCUGUAGAACCAGUGGUGCUCACUACUUUGGGCCUGGACGCUUGGUGCCUGGCGGUGCUUCUGCUGAUUGUGCUGAGGAGACCCCGGAAGUUGGUCCUCCUGGCUGCAUUUGCAUAUCCCUGCAUUGCUCUUGCACGAGGAGCUCCAAACUCACAGCCCUUUGAAAUCUACGUCUCCCCAGCGUUGGUGCAUUCCCCGACUGUCAUGGCAGUGACAUCGGCAUUGCUCAUAUUCAUGGGCGGCUUUCCCACCAUGCUAUCCAGCAUUCUGUUGGUUCAGGUGUUGUACUUCGUCCACGGCUUAGACACUGCCAAGUUGUGA